Messenger RNA from Nicotiana attenuata, 378 nucleotides. RefSeq lists its product as uncharacterized. The coding region runs from base 1 to 378 and encodes 125 amino acids. NCBI's taxonomy places the organism in Eukaryota, Viridiplantae, Streptophyta, Magnoliopsida, Solanales, Solanaceae. The record is from RefSeq and is a predicted model, not a curated record. The transcript has a single exon.
AUGGAUUCUGAAACUAUUACUUCCUCCUCAACUCAAUCGUCCCUUGGCCUUCCACUUCCUCCCCCAACCGUUUCAAACAUCAAAGGAUUUGUUCCCAUUGAGUUAACCUAUUUGAACUACUUAACAUGGAAGAAAGUUUUUCUUACUGUGUUAAAGAGUCACAAUCUUCUUUCCAUUAUUGAUGGCUCUAUUCCAUAUCCUUCAGUUGAUCAUCCUGAAUUCAAGCUAUGGACUCAGUGUGAUACAAUUACAAUGAGUUGGAUUAAUGCAACCCUUUCUCCACCCGUCCUUGAUACUCUUCUCAAUUUUUCUUGUGAAACAUCCAAGGAUGCUUGGGAUACUUUGGCAUCCUUGUAUCUUGACCAAGUGUCCUCCUAG